This is a messenger RNA of Anas platyrhynchos (mallard), 414 nucleotides long. The record is from RefSeq and is a predicted model, not a curated record. Lineage: Eukaryota; Metazoa; Chordata; Aves; Anseriformes; Anatidae.
AUGGGGCAGCUAAGGUCCACUAUAAAAGCCAGCCCAGCCCCGUGCUCCCUCAUCCACUUCUCUAGCCUUCUCCUCCUUAGGAACCAGGUGAACCUCCUGCCCCAAGACAUGUCCUGCUACAACCAGUGCCAGCCCUGCCUGCCAUGCCAGCCCUGCGGCCCGACCCCGCUGGCCAGCAGCUGCAAUGAGCCCUGUGUCAGGCAGUGCCAGAACUCCACCGUCGUCAUUGAGCCCUCUCCCGUGGUGGUGACCCUGCCCGGCCCCAUCCUCAGCUCCUUCCCUCAGAACACCGUUGUGGGAUCCUCCACCUCUGCUGCCGUUGGCAGCAUCCUCAGCUGUGACGGAGUCCCCAUCAACUCCGGGUGCUGUGACCUCUCUUGUAUUGCCAGCCGCUACUGUUGCCGCCCCUGCUAA